AGUGCCUCCUCUUUACAACACACUCUCCCAGCGAAGAGACAAGCAGCCACUUCUUCAGGUUUUCAACCCGGACCAAGGGGUCUCUGACUCCAAUUCAUCAACUCUUCUGCUCCUACUAGUUAGACGCCAUGACCGAUGACACUGUGUUUGAUUUGGAAAGCAGCUUCAGCUUCCCAGCACUGGCUGCAAACAAUGAGGGAAGAGAUAUCAGAUUGUUUUCCUCAGGAGAUGAGGACAGCAGUCUGUAUUUUACCUACAGUGGGGGUUGCAACGAACUGGAGGUCAGAAAUCUGCACUAUCAGGUGGACACAGCAGCACAGAUCCCCUGGUAUGAAAGACUGUCAGAGCUUAAGAUGCCCUGGGAGAUGCGGGGCAACAAGCAGACUGCUAUCAAAGACCUGAACCUGAGAGUGCACAGUGGCCAGAUGCUGGCUAUUAUCGGCAGCUCAGGCUGUGGAAAGACCUCCCUGCUGGACAUUAUAACAUGUCGAGAUGAAGGAGGCACCAAGAAAUCUGGAGAGAUACUCAUCAAUGGCAAGCCCUGCACACCCUCGCUAGUGAAGAAAAGCAUUGCUCACGUGCGACAGGAUGACCGCUUGUUACCCCAUCUGACAGUAAGGGAGACUCUCACCUUCGUGGCCAAGCUGCGCCUACCAACACAUUUUACACAGGCACAGAGAGAUCAAAGGGUGGAUGAUGUCAUUGCCGAGCUGAGGUUGAGACAGUGCGCUAACACUCGCGUGGGAAACAACUAUGUGCGGGGUGUAUCUGGUGGAGAAAGGAGGAGGGUCAGCAUUGCUGUUCAGCUACUAUGGAACCCAGGUAUUCUUAUCCUGGAUGAGCCUACGUCGGGUCUAGACAGCUUUACUGCUCACAACCUGAUUAUCACCUUGUCUCGUCUGGCCCGAGGGAACCGUCUGGUCCUGCUCUCGGUGCACCAGCCACGCUCAGACAUCUUCCAGCUCUUUGACCUGGUGGUGUUGCUCUCCUCUGGCUCAGCCGUGUACUGUGGCCCUGCCAAAGACAUGGUGCCCUACUUCACAUCCCUAGGGCAUCCAUGUCCACGCUACUGCAAUCCCUCUGAUUUCUACGUUGACUUGAUCAGCAUUGACCGCCGCAGCUCAGAAAAAGAAGCUGAGUGUCUAGAGAGAACAAGGGUCCUGGCAGUCCAGUUUUCUGAGAAGGUGAAGGACACUGAUGACUUCAUGUGGAAGUCUGAGGAGCCCGAUGUUCCAGUGCUAGAUAAUAAUAUCCAAAGUGACGUCCCUUCUACACCAAAAGCCGAAACAUGCGUCCAAGUGUCACAAAGGAAGGCCCAUCGACCAGGCCGGCUGCACCAGUUCUCCAUUCUGAUUAGGCGGCAGGUGUUUAAUGAUUUUCGUGACCUGGUGACGCUGGUGGUGCAUGGUCUAGAGGCCCUGCUAAUGUCACUGCUCGUGGGCUUCCUGUACUUCGGGGCAGGUGAGCAGAAGCUGCCAGUACAGGACACUGUGGCCCUGCUCUACAUGAUCGGAGCUCUCACACCAUUUGCUGUGGUACUGGAUGUCAUAGCCAAGUGUCAUUCGGAGAGAGCCAUGCUGUAUCAUGAACUGGAAGAUGGAAUGUACUCAGUCACCCCAUAUUUUUUUGCGAAGGUUCUGGGUGAGUUACCAGAGCAUUGUGUUUUCACACUGGUAUACAGCUUACCUAUCUAUUGGCUAGCUGGUCUGAAUGACUCACCAGACCGCUUCCUGCUUAACUUCAUGCUGGCGUGGCUGAUGGUGUACUGCAGCCGCACCAUGGCUUUGUUCACAGCAGCCGUGCUACCCACCCUCCAGACCUCUUCCUUCAUGGGAAACUCUCUUUUCACUGUUUUCUAUCUGACCGGUGGUUUUGUCAUCAGCCUGGACAACAUGUGGCUAGUUGCUUCCUGGUUUUCCUAUAUUUCCUUCAUGCGCUGGGGUUUUGAUGGGAUGCUGCAGGUUCAGUUCCGUGGCCUCAAAUAUUCAGUCAGCCUGGGAAACCUGACCAUCAAUGUAGAUGGCAUUAAAGUGGUGGAGAUGAUGCAUAUGAACCAGUUCCCACUCUACUCCUGUUAUUUAGUGCUGAUCGCUGUAGUGUUGGUCUUUAUGUUGCUCUACUAUCUGUCACUCAAGUUCAUUAAGCAGAAGUCCAGUCAGGAUUGGUGAAGAAAAAGCUGCAGUUAAAAUCACUUUGGGACAAACUUUACCCCCUACACAUAAAGCCAGCCCACUGCAGAAAGAUGGCAGCACCAGCCUGUUCAGUCCAUACUGAGGUGAUAUAAGAGAACUCUGGAGAUAAAUGCUCAUGUUCUGCAUAUACUUACACACUCAAGUUUGUCAGCUCUGUCAUUAUUGGACAUUUAUCAAUCCAACAAUUUUCUGCAUAUGACGGACACAGAGGCUGAAUAUCAACAUUGCAUAGCUAGAAGUUUAUUGUAAAUUGCUUUUGUGAAAUAUAAGGGCAACAUUUUUUGAAUAAUAGCAUUAGUAGUUUAUCCUUACAAAAAAUGCCACCUUGUCUAAAUGAUUGGAUGUCAUGACAGCUCCAUGUUUGUCCCAUUUAUUCAUUAAUAUCAGGGUCAUCAGAAGGUUCCCCAAAUUAACAUUUGGAGGUUGACGAACAGUUUUUACUUCUAAUCAAGCCUGUAUUAUGUGAAAAAUCCAAAAAGGCACGAAGUGACAUGUCGUGUACAGUAUGCGGCAGGAGAUACUGUCAUGAACAAAAUGGUGGCUGGUUGAGCAUCUUGUAUUAAGUGUUUUUAAAUGCCAACUGUGUUAUGCAUUUACCAAAGACUAGUAAAAGAAUGGAGAGGGGCGUAAGAUGUAAAAUCCCAGGUAUUUACAAAGUGAUAUACCAUUAACAAUGUAAAUAAUCCCAAAGUGAUUUAUGAGUAAAAAAUGUGAAGUUAUCCUUAUGAUUUCAAGAGUAGUGGAAGAGUACUCAGCAAAGUCUCUGGCCUCCAAGAGAUUCCAAACGAGUUGUUAAAGCAUUGCAACAAACUUUAAUACAACUAGAAUUCUGCCUAAGGGAAGACUGAGAAGGGGACUUGACAAACAAAUGAGAUCUUGAGAAGAUGAGAAGCUUCAAAUACUUGAGUGUUUGAGUUGUUUAUUAGACUACAACUGACUGCCGCUGGAUGGCAGCAAAGCACCAUGCACACCAAUCUUCCUUUCAGACAUGUUUUUUUGUUUUGAAAAUUGCAUAUGAAAGAUAUCGAUCUACAGCUUUUGUUCAUGCCUUUUAUGCAUUUUUAUUUUCUAUACUGUGAUUGUUAAUCUUAAUGAAUUAUGGACAUUAAGGCAUA
Ictalurus furcatus (blue catfish) is the source of this 3307-nucleotide messenger RNA. It is a transcript of the gene abcg8, whose product is annotated as ATP-binding cassette, sub-family G (WHITE), member 8. NCBI's taxonomy places the organism in Eukaryota, Metazoa, Chordata, Actinopteri, Siluriformes, Ictaluridae. The record is from RefSeq and is a predicted model, not a curated record. The transcript is spliced from 13 exons. The coding region runs from base 129 to 2168 and encodes 679 amino acids. Gene Ontology annotation, biological process: cholesterol homeostasis. Gene Ontology annotation, molecular function: ATP binding; ATP hydrolysis activity; ABC-type transporter activity. Gene Ontology annotation, cellular component: plasma membrane.